CGGAGUGCGACUGAACUGCCUCAGAGAUCUGCUGAGGAUUUGGAGAUCUUCAUUUCUGAUCUGCCGCUGAGCUUCUGACAGCUCUUUUUUUUCUUUAUUCCUCUCCAUUUUUGAGCUCCACUUCUUUUUAAUCUUUUUUUUCUAUUAGUAUCGGCUAAUGAAAAUGCGGUUCACUCUUUUCUUACCUACUUUUGCCUUCCAGCCUUGGCUUUUUUCCUCGUUCUUCAUCAGCUCAUCUUUGUAGCAUCUUUUCUUUCAUAUAUGUUGCCUAUUUUUCAGAUAUAGCAUUUUCUUCUUUAUUAAAAUUUAUUUUCAUAUUACAUAGUUUUUUUUUUCUUAACUUUCUACCUGUUUCUUUUGUGGCUGGUAAGCUGAGGCUGAAGUAGCAGAUUGAAGUGGACUGUGAAAGCUGACCACAGGUGAAGUGAGACAAUUCCAGUUCCAAUUACUUUGGUAAUUCUUCUUGGACUAUUUAAAACCACAGCAAAUUGAAACUCUUCCUCCAGAAUGAUGUAGAACAUCUUCAGCGGCUUCUACGAUGAACACCACGCUGCACUACGGACUUAUCCAAAUCUACAAUGCUAGGAAUCGCAGUGUUGCUAGCAUGCCUGUCCACAGAGACAGUCCGGUCGGGAAAGACUCGCCUUCAUCCUCGCAAGGAUGCUACAAACAGCUUCUAAUCUCCACUGAGGUGUUCCUCACGCUGGGCAUCGUCAGCCUGCUGGAGAACAUCCUGGUGAUAGCGGCUAUCGCCAAGAACAAGAACCUGCACUCGCCCAUGUAUUUCUUUAUCUGCAGCUUAGCUGUAGCGGACAUGCUGGUUAGCGUGUCCAACGCUUCAGAAACAAUCGUAAUUGCCUUGAUCAGUGGCGGUAACGUCUCAAUUCCAGCUGGAGUGAUCCGCAGCAUGGACAACAUCUUCGAUUCUAUGAUCUGCAGUUCAUUGUUAGCGUCCAUCUGCAGCUUGCUAGCUAUCGCUGUUGACCGCUACAUUACCAUCUUCUACGCUCUGCGAUACCAUCACAUUGUAACAGCCCGCCGCACACUAGCAGUCAUUAGCUCUAUCUGGGCUUGCUGCACCAUCUCAGGUGUCCUUUUCAUCAUUUACUCAGAAAGCACCACUGUACUGGUGUGCCUCAUUAGCAUGUUCUUCACCAUGCUAGCCCUCAUGGCUUCGCUAUAUGUCCACAUGUUCCUGCUGGCACGCCUCCACAUCAAGCGCAUAGCGGCCCUGCCAGGCCACGCGCCCAUUCGCCAGAGGGCCAACAUGAAGGGGGCGGUGACCCUGACCAUCCUCCUGGGCGUGUUCGUGGUGUGUUGGGCACCAUUCUUUCUGCACCUCAUCCUUAUGAUCACCUGCCCCAGGAACCCCUACUGUGCCUGCUUCAUGUCGCACUUCAACAUGUACCUCAUCCUCAUCAUGUGCAACUCCAUCAUCGACCCUCUGAUCUACGCCUUCAGGAGCCACGAAAUGAGGAAAACCUUCAAGGAGAUCUUCUGCUGCUGGUACAGCCUGCCCAACAUUUGUGUAUCUGAGCCACCAGAAUCGUGCUAACUUUCUGGAGGAAUAUCACCCUGGGAAUGUAUUUCGAGGAUCUGGUGCCAGAUCGUUUUCUGCGCUGAUAUAUGUGGUGCUUAGCCAACAGCCUGAAUACAUUUUUGCCUCAAAAAUUCAAAGUGCAGGGAGUUAAAUAUCACAAAAGAUCAUCAUGUAAAGAUAAUUCAAUGUUUCUGGUGGUUUUGUAUGGUGUUUUGACUGCCUGUGUUAAUAUGACAAUUGAUACCACAAUGUAAAGGCUCCUAAUGAGUAAUAAGUGACCUGUGACUGACCUUAAAGUAAAGACAGUGUUUCUAAAUAGAACUACGAACACCAUAUGCAUGUUAAAUGGUUCUUUGCACGCUGAAACGGUUCUUCAGAUUGAUGGAAAAUAGGCUAUGGUUCCAUAUAGCACCUUUUUGAAAGUGGCUUAAGUAGCACCAAAGAGGGUUCUGUUCGGUGCUAAAUACAUAUAAAUGCCACAUUAAAUAUAAUGCCACAUUUUCUAUCAAUUAGGAGAAUGAUUCCACCAUGCAAAGGACCAUUUAAGCAGGCAAAUGGUUCUUUGCAUGUUCAUGGUUCUAGACAGGUUCUAUCUAUGAUCUGCUUUUGGGAGUUAGGGGCCUAAACAAAGCUGUACAGUGGCUAAAAUGCUAAAAAGCAGGGAAAUAAAUCAUGCUGGGAAGGAAUAUGUAACUUUCCACUGACAUCACUGAUUUUUUGUUUAUGAAUAUUUGAAGAUGCUGUGCUGUUUGUGUGUGUGUGCAAAUGUAUGCAUUCCAGCUGUGUAAACAUCUGCAGUGUCCUGAGGGGAUUACAUGCCUAGCAAAGUAGCAAAGUAAAUAUCGCCUUCUGCAUCGUUGCACAUCUGAUACCUUGAGCUGUCUGAGCACGUAUGAAAAGCUGAAAAACAAAAAGAAAAGCAGGCAUAGAGAAGUCAUUGGUAAUUUCCAUGAUGGGCAUGAGUUUCUUCUUUAUAUUGCACUGUUUUGUUCUCUUUGUUCAUUUCUACAGUGUCUGUAGUGUCUAUUUUUCUUUGCCGUGUUCUUUAUAUGCAUCGGUUAAGUGCUUUAGCGGUGUACUGUGUACAUGAACUACCAAUUGUGUUCUUUUUUGAAUGCCUCUGAAUACAGUGUGAACUUUGAAAACACACAAAAACAAUGUAUACUGCUGUUUUCAUUGUGUCUUGGCCUUCCAAUGCUGCUCUGCUAAAGCAAAUCUAUUUUAUUUAAUUGUGGCACAAGCUAUUUUAAUAAAACCAAAUGUUGGGCAAAA
This is a messenger RNA of Pygocentrus nattereri (red-bellied piranha), 2812 nucleotides long. RefSeq names its product melanocortin receptor 4-like. NCBI's taxonomy places the organism in Eukaryota, Metazoa, Chordata, Actinopteri, Characiformes, Serrasalmidae. The record is from RefSeq and is a predicted model, not a curated record. Gene Ontology annotation, molecular function: melanocyte-stimulating hormone receptor activity. The coding region runs from base 539 to 1555 and encodes 338 amino acids. The transcript has 2 exons. Gene Ontology annotation, biological process: G protein-coupled receptor signaling pathway. Gene Ontology annotation, cellular component: membrane.